AUUGAACAAUGUUUUAUGCUUUUAUCUAUAAAAGUGGCCACAGAGCAAUUGGUUUAGAAUUAUCGCCCGAUCUUUCCGUUUGUAACGUGGCUGAAUUAACCGCUUGGACAGAAAAAAAAAAUUUUUUAGUGUGAGAUUUUGUAGUCGAGAACGAGGCCAAUUUGUUCAAUGAUCGAUCAUUUCAUUUCGGAGAGCAAUGAACAAAAACCUUAACAGUUUGUAUAUACGUGUGUGUGUGUGUGCGCGCUCUAUCACACAGUGCUUACUAAUGCGUGUUUGGUAGGUUGCCAUGCCUCCGUGUCCCCGCUAGGUUACAGAACGGGGAUAGAAAGGGGACCACCGACCGUGCUGGCCCAUCAGAGUGCAGAUCAACUCUGAUUGGACGGCUGCUUCUUGCCACUCCCUACUUCGGCUUGUUGUCAGGGUGCUUGGACGGUAUUCAUCACUGGAGGUGGAGCGGUAUAUGCAGCUCCAUUGCUAUAACCGCUGGCGAGUUGAACAGAUGACAGCGAGGAAGCGAAGGGCAUUAUCUGUGUCGGACGGCUGGACACGGUAUGAUCGAGUUAAUUAUAUUUUAAACCACGUAAUAAAUACCUUAGUGCUAUUUUGUUAAGGUGACACAGAAUUCGAGGCCCGUUUUUAGUAUGUUUCGGCGAGAGCAGGGGAUUGUGCACCAGCUGAUUGCACUCCCCCUCCUCCUCGCGUUAAUGCUGUUUUAAGUGCUGCCUAUGGAACAAGUAUGUGUAAACACAAAUCUGGCGGCAUGAGUCGCCCAUCAGCUACUGCCAACCAAACAGAAAAUAUUGCAUCAAAUAAUAAUGUUGCAGCAUGUGAUAAUGACCAGCUUGAUGAUGAAACAUCUUCCACAUCCAACAACCAACAAGAAAGCACUCCUUUACAUCCUCUACAAUUGAUACCAUCAUCUCUGCAAGAAUCAUCAGAAACAAGACUUCUUCUGUUAGAUAUUUCACCAAAUAUGGGAGUUCAGAGUGCAGAGAAUUCUGUUGGAAGAGAUUUAUGUGGUGUUCAACAAAUGACACUUAAUUCUGCAUCAUCUAUGAAGCCCAAUAAUUCAUCAACAUUUAAAUGGAAUGCAAUAAGAAGAGAGAAUGAAUCUGAUGAAGAUCACAUUUCUGAAAAGUCACCCAUGCUUGGAAAUGAUUGGAAUUCUCCAUUAUUAGAAAAGUCUUGUGAUCUUCCUGCUGUUUGUAUUUGUGAUGGUACAUCAAACAGUUACAUUGACUUUGGUCAUUCGUGCAGUAAUUAUCCUUAUCCUUCUUGUUCUGGUCAGAAUGAUAAAUACAAAAUGGAAUUUACUCCAUAUAGCCAAUAUAAUAUUCCAAAUUCAUUGCUACCUAGGUCUUUCCGUAAUUUGAAGGGAGGUGGUUGUGCAGUAGUUGAAAGGGAUUUCAUUGAACUAACUGAAGAAAAUCCAGAAGAAAUUGAAUUAUCAUCUAUUCAUGGUUGUGACUGCAGCACAAGAUCAGAAAAGAAAUGGCUUUUCUCUAGGCAUAAGUGCCAUAGUCUGGAUAGUAGUACAAAGCCCACAAAAGUGAGAAUCUCAAAUUCAGGCUUGAAUAAAAGUAGAUCUUUAGCUCAAAAUAUUAGUGUUAGACCAAUGGAAAAUAUUGAAGAAUCAUCAUUAGAAAAAUCAACAAAUGAUAAUUAUUCUUUUCCAGCAGAAAAUUUUGCAAAUGAUUCUUCUGUAGCUGGACCAUCUCAAAUCCAGAGACCUAGCAGUAUUCAUGGAGUAAGUGAAAAUGCUAAAGAAUACGAAGAAGAAGAAUUCAGGAGUCGUAGUUUCAGUCUAACACCAACAAUUAGUUUUGCUAUUUUUGAGAGUGAAUCAUCAAGUGAUACAGAAGAAAGUAUUGAACAGGAAUCAGUCCAAGCUACUUCUGAUAAUUAUAACAGUGUCAUGCCAGGAGAAAAGUCAUGUAUGCCUCCACCUAUUGGUUUAUCACUUCCCAUAGUUAACAGAACACUUCCUGGAUGUCCUUCUGCAGCUCAGCUAAGUUUAGCUAGUAGUUUAGGAGAUGGACCUAUAUGCAAGAUUUGUCAUAUGUCUGCUAAAGAUGGUGACCAGUUAAUUUCUCCAUGCCGUUGCGCAGGGACCAUGCAAUAUAUACAUUGUGGAUGUCUUAUGAGAUGGCUUGAGAUAUCUAGCAAAAAAUCUCGAAAACCACCGAGUUGUGAACUUUGUCAAUAUCAGUAUCAAUGGCAUAAAAAGUUUAAGGUGCGUCAUUGGCAGUUUCCGCACUGUUCCAGAAGGGACAAGAUAUUGCAUCUAUUAUUUUUUAUCUCAGUGAUAGUAAUGGUGACAUGUGCAACUAUUACUAUUAUGUGUUUCAAGCAAGAUAAGGGCACUCGAGUGGAUCCCGAUCGUACGGAGCUAACACAGUCGGAGAUUGUCACCCUCGUCUGUGGCGUGCUCUUCUUUCUGGCAUUUUUUGUAGCCAUGUACGUUGAAGUGAAAGCACGCAACACUAUCUACAAAUUGUUAGCAAAAUUCAUCUACUUGAAUCAGCAAUGGUACAUCGAUGAAUAUGAUAAAAAGGAUAGUGCUCCUGUGGCAGUAUAGGUUUUCAAGUAGCAAUUCUCUUAUCAUGCAACAUAACCUCAGGAACUUUCAUAUGCCUUUGGCAUUCUUUAUGAAGUUAACUUUAGUCAUAAUGGCAUUUUGUUCUGUUACAAUUACACUUGUCGGUCCGAGCGUCCGACGAGUCACACGUCAAAAUGCAAGGUUAUUUUGCAGAUCGAAUUUCUGAGUACAAAAUAUUUCAAUCACUGCCGAAAUUGGCAUUUUGUUGUUUUUACAACUCUUAAGCUGAUAAUUUGUCUCUGUUUUUAGAGACGAUGUUGUUUUGAGAGUAAUGUGUUGCAGACUACAGGCAAGAUUAUGUUUAUAAAUAAGAAAUAAUGAAAAUAAAUAAUUUGUUCCUGCCAAUGCAUUAUGAGAAGUAAUGGAGAAACUAUGCUCAGGAUUAUAGCAGAUUACCGACAAAUCAUCCAUGCCUUAUUGCCUCAAACAUUGAUAUCAUCAUUACAUAGAUGUAUAUUAUCAUGGACAAAAAUGGUAAUGCUUCCAAUUUGUCAUUUUCACUAAUUAGAUCCUUCAUCAUGUUUUUUGUAAAUUACAUGUUUUAUUUCUAAAGUGAUGUCUUCAAUUGACUUUUAUGUAUUGUGUGUGUGCAUUUAUGGUGAAAAAUGUAAUUAAGCAAAGCUUAAUGAGAUUCUCCAAAUAGGUCAAGGUUUCUCUAUAGAAAUUUUGCUAUAAUCUUUUCCUAAUUCUGUGAUAGUUUUGUAGUCUUAAGAUUUUUCACUAGAAAAUUUUGCUAUUAUCCUUUUCUCAUAUUUGUUUAAAAAAAUAAAAUCAUUUUGCAGCUGUUCAUUUUUCCAAUAGCUUGACAAUCAGUCUUAUGUAGAAAGUAAAUUGUCAAAUAAAAAAUGUUGAUAAUUUUGUGGUUCUUUGUAAAUCAAGUUCAGAUCAAUGUUAAUUUAACCAACACUCGAGAUGAUUUAUUUGAUACUUGAAUAGGAGGAAAAAGAUUUUAUAUUUAACAACUUGUCUGAUAACAUGUAUUUGCUAUGUAUAAAGAUCUUAUUUGUAAAUAAGAAAAGAAUUAAUCUCUCAAAUUAAAAAGCUAUCUGCCAUAA
This is a messenger RNA of Centruroides sculpturatus (bark scorpion), 3657 nucleotides long. RefSeq lists its product as uncharacterized. The record is from RefSeq and is a predicted model, not a curated record. Gene Ontology annotation, molecular function: zinc ion binding. The transcript has 4 exons. NCBI's taxonomy places the organism in Eukaryota, Metazoa, Arthropoda, Arachnida, Scorpiones, Buthidae. The coding region runs from base 740 to 2581 and encodes 613 amino acids.